Messenger RNA from Aspergillus japonicus CBS 114.51, 1310 nucleotides. RefSeq lists its product as uncharacterized. The coding region runs from base 316 to 921 and encodes 201 amino acids. NCBI's taxonomy places the organism in Eukaryota, Fungi, Ascomycota, Eurotiomycetes, Eurotiales, Aspergillaceae. The transcript is spliced from 2 exons. The record is from RefSeq and is a predicted model, not a curated record.
CCCCAGCCUUGGAAUUGCUCGCAUCUGAGAUCUGAACCACACUCUUUUACUUUCCUUCAUCUCAGCCUGUGCCCAUCCACUCUCUUAUCCAUCAGCACCCAUUGGUAUUUUCCCCAACACUCAAUUGCAUCCAUCCAACAUCUAUACACUAGACCUCAUCACCACCCACCACUCGUAUCUACCUUGCGACACUCAGCCAGUGUACUAGCCACAGCCACAGCGACAGCUACAGCACCCGCUCCACCACCCAAACCCCUCACCUCGCCUCCCCCCAAACACAUCCAAUCAUACCCCUGCCAGAAUCCUCCGACCAAGAUGUCCAUCCGCACCCUCUCAGACACCGACUUCGAAGACAGCACGCUCAAGCGCGCGCGCACGGACCCGACCGCCCACCGGGUCUGCUACGACUGGAUGAUCGUCCAGGGCAACUGCCACUACGCGCGCGACCGCGCCGCCUUCACGAGUUACCGGUCCGUGACCACGGUGCGGCUGCAGACGAACAUCUUCAACCCGAUGGAGGAGCUGGAGGUGGCCGGCGUCGGGACCGUCGAGAUCCCCGUGGCGCGGUCGCUGGCCCCCAGCAGCCGCGACCACAACCCCUUCGCAAACAACGACAACCCCAACACGCACACCCUCGUCCUCGAGAACGUCCUGCACAUCCCCGAGGCCGUCUGCAACGGGUUCAACCCGCUGCUGUACGGGAGCAGCAUGUCGUGCACGGCCGAGAGCUGGACGGGCGCGGAUCGCGCGGGCACCCCGCUGUGGGUGGCGACCCCCUUCGCGGGCGGGUCGCGGCUGGUGCUGGCCGGCGCCGCGGCGCAGCUGCAGCACCAGCAGGGGGUGUCGGAGCUGAUUGCCGGGCGGUAUUAUACGUUGAGUCUGUAUAUUAGUCCCGCGGAGAAGGCGGAGCUGAUGGGGUAGACGGUGGGAGAGGGGGCGGUUUGCCUCAGACGGGGGAGUGUGGAGUGUUUGUGACAACCUAGGAAAAAAAAAGAGAAGGGGAAGGGGUGAAUCCUGUUGGGAGAGGCGAAGGAAGGAGGCAGGAGGCAACAUGACGGGUGACUGACUACUGUUGGUGUACGACGUUUCUUCCUGCAUGUUGGUUUGUACAGUAUAUUAUGAUACCUAUGAUAGAAUAUAGCAAAAACGCAAUACGAUACGAGUCCGGAUAAGUCAAGCGAGAUGCAUGGCGAAAAGCAUGGCAUGCCUGCUGCCCCUCGUCGGGGGUUGGGGGAGACACGUGGAAGGGCGGCAGUCGGCGAGCUUCACCCAGCUCGAUCGAUGCCAUGAGAUGGGGAUGGCAGAGAUGG